Molecule: messenger RNA, 552 nt
Organism: Pelobates cultripes (western spadefoot toad)
Lineage: Eukaryota; Metazoa; Chordata; Amphibia; Anura; Pelobatidae
Source: the annotation of a GenBank genome assembly
AUGGCGGACGCCACGUGCACUCCCCAGCGCGGAGCUAAAGAGCCCGACACCCUGGGAAAAUUAGAAGCCAUACUUAAAGCCUUCUGGGCAAAAUUGGCAAGCAGACAGCAGGCGCCCACCCAACCUCCAGAUGAGCAAGUAAGCACUAAGCCACCCGAGCAACAAAGCCAUAGACAUACAGCCCUGCAAACGAACAAUGCCACAAGAUGGCGCAGACGAAGACGGCUUCCCCUGGCGACACGCAAGAUCACUGGGCACAAGAACCGGGAAAAUGCUUACCUCCACCGCCAGUUGCCGCCGAACUCACACAAGACCAGCACACGUCCACAGCCUGCUAAGAAGCAUGCAAGGAAUAAGUCCACUCCUUCAGACCGGAAUCUGUCCACAAAACUACAACCUCAACAAGCCCAACUGAGCCCUGCCUAUGCACAGCAACAAGAAGUCCAAUGCAGAACGACAGGUCGAAAGGGGCUGACACCAACCACAGUGCGAGACCAACCGACGGGUCAAAGAUUCAACUACCUGCUCCAGCACACGAGUGGCAUCGGGUGA